Messenger RNA from Miscanthus lutarioriparius, 345 nucleotides. Lineage: Eukaryota; Viridiplantae; Streptophyta; Magnoliopsida; Poales; Poaceae. The record is from the annotation of a GenBank genome assembly.
AUGAAUACGAGGCCGGUGGUGCUCGUGUUGCUCUUGAUCGUGCUCGUCAUCACGUCGCAGUUCGAGUGGAAGCAGCAGAUCGGGGAGGCCGCGGACGCCGACCCGGCCGCCGCCCGCCGCCGGCAGCAGCUGCUCGCCAGGGAGGACGCCGUCAAGGAAAAGAUUAUAUUAUCUCAGGAGAAAAAUAUUCAACAGCUUAACCAGCUUAUCGAGAGCCUUCAGCGCCAGCUACUGCACUGCCGUGGUAGCAAUAACACUGUUCAUGCUGCUGCUGCUGCUGCUGCCGCCACAGAAGUAAGUGAAGUCGAGGGACAUGAGAUCAUUGAAGAUGAGAAUAGACGAUGA